Molecule: messenger RNA, 1902 nt
Organism: Adelges cooleyi (spruce gall adelgid)
Lineage: Eukaryota; Metazoa; Arthropoda; Insecta; Hemiptera; Adelgidae
Product: suppressor APC domain-containing protein 2
Exons: 7
Coding region: 330-1625 (431 amino acids)
Source: RefSeq, a predicted model, not a curated record
AUCUUCAUUUUGAAAUAAUAUACGCGUGGACGGGUAAUAACGAGAAUAGGUGUACCACACCUGUUGAUAAUACACACCUUGUUAAUUGUUUGUCUUAGGAGCGACUAUGAUCGAAUUUUUUUAUAACUUUCUACAUCAGACAGUCCUUCCCGACGACAUCAAUUCAGCUCAAACACAACAGCUUUAGCUAUGCACUUCGUUAAUAGGCCAAACACAGAGCAACCAUGGAAUUUACUUCAGUUCUUCGAAUCGUGCAUUGGCCUGAUUCAUUUACUAAACUAACGUUUGUUCCAGUCGAUUAAGUUUUUACCAUUUAAAACUCAACUGCCAUGACUCCUACCUCAAAUGUAGACGUCAAAAGCUCUACUACCGAAGGAUUACCAGCAAAGUUUGUACAUUCCAUGAGAACAUUAUUUGACAUUUUAGAUGAUAAACGUACCGGAUUUGUCAAAUUUUCAGAAAUUGAAACUCGUUGGCAAGAUGAUGGCACUAAAGGAUUACCAAAAGGAGUUUUAGAUAGUCUUCGAAAAGUAACCCCACCUAAUGGUUUAUUGUCUUUUGACCGUUUCUGUACUGGUUUGAAAAUGUGUCUACUUCGUAAUCAAAUGGAGCAUGGCCGUAGAACUAAUGAUCCUUUGCGACCCCCGUCUGCUCCACUUUUGGAUGUUGAUGUAAAGCCUAAUAUACAAUGGACAACAGGAAAUAUGGCCGCUAUUAGACCCACUCAACAAAGGACUUUAAGCAUGCCACAAUUAGCAAUAGAGCGUAAUAAUAACAGUAUCAACAAUAAUAGUAGUGGUAAUAAUAAUAAUAAUAAAGAAACACAUCAGUUGCAACAAAAAUCAACAUCAUCAUCAUUAUUCGGUCCUCCGAAACCUCCAAGAACUGCAGCGGGGUUGGAGCGUGGUGUACAGUUAGCUACUAAUGAACGUAAUAUUGAUAAGGCAGAAAUACGAACAGCUUUGCAAAAUUGGCAAUUAGGAAUAUUAUUAAAUGAUCAAAGCAGUUCUAGAAGUGAAAAGCAAUCUGGUGAUCAAACUUAUAAAAGAGUUAAUCAGCGAAGAAGAGAGCCAAGGCGUCAUACCCUACAAAGUGGAAUCGAUUACAACCUGUUAAAAAGAAUGAAACAAAUCGAACAAGAGAAAGAAGUUCUUAUGCUUGGUCUUCAGGCAGUUGACAGAGCGCGAGAUUGGUAUCACAAGCAAAUUUCUGUUGUUCAGGAAAAAAUGAAAUAUCUUGGACGAACAAAUUCACAUACUGACCAGUGGACAGAAGCACAACAAGAGCGUAUCGAGCUACAAAGAGCUCGAGUAUUAGAGGUCAAUAGACAUUUGUCGGCAUUAACCGAUGGUGGUGAAGGAUGGAGUGGUCUACCAUUGCAUAUGAAUCUAGCCGUACAUUCAGCCAAUCAUCCUGGAACAAUAUUAAACCAAAACCCUCAAGUUGUGGCCACGCUGAAACAUCGCAACCAUGUACUCAGCGAGGAACUUGGACAAAAAAGUGAAAGAAUUUCAACCUUAGAAAGGGAGAAAGCAACACUUAUUAGAGAACUAUUUCAAACAAGAUCUCAGGUCGCUCGUAAAAGAAUGGAUAAUAAACCUGAUGGUCAAUCUUACAUGCCUUAAAACAAAAACAAAUUUAAUUCUAGCUUAAUAAUGUUUAGUUGAAUUAAACAGUAUAAUAAUUAGUAUAAAAAUAUGGUAGUAAUUGCUUAGUAUAUUCUGAUUACUAAAACAAAGUAAAUAAUGAUAAUAUUCUUUUAUAUAAAUCAGUCAUUUGUUUUAUGAAACCAUUUAUGAUAAGGAUAUUAAAUCUGCAUUCAAAUAAAAUAAAUAAGGACCCCAUGUUAAAAUUUGUAACUUUUGAUGCAAAUUUAUAACUAUUGUUUCACAGAUUUUUAAU